AUGAGUGGGCGAAGGUCGGGCUUGCAGAAGGAUGUCAUUGCCUUGUAUAGGAGAGGCGUCAAAGCUGCUUUCUCUAAACCUCGAUCAGAACGGGCCUCUUUCCUCUUACACCUGAAAUAUAACUUUCAUAAUCCAACAUUGCAGGCGAGAGAUGUCAGUGCUAUCGAGCAUCAGCUGCGAAAGAUGAAUAGGACGAUCGAAAUGCUCGAGGAGCCCUCUGUACACCGCAUCAACGUCUCCCCUGAAAUGAGAGAAUGGUGGCAGCAGAGGUUGUCCCCUGAGGUCUCAUUCGCACGAUCUCAGGCCUCAAGCUCGGACCAUCGACCAUCCGCCACAGACCGAGGAGACUCUUCGCAGGGUGAUGCUCAAUGGGGCCAUACCCUGCCCGGUCACGGCGGUACAUAG
Molecule: messenger RNA, 405 nt
Organism: Kockovaella imperatae
Lineage: Eukaryota; Fungi; Basidiomycota; Tremellomycetes; Tremellales; Cuniculitremaceae
Exons: 4
Coding region: 1-405 (134 amino acids)
Biological process (GO): mitochondrial respiratory chain complex II assembly
Source: RefSeq, a predicted model, not a curated record